Acipenser ruthenus (sterlet) is the source of this 2590-nucleotide messenger RNA. Its product is annotated as methanethiol oxidase-like. Bases 216 to 1634 code for a protein of 472 amino acids. The transcript is spliced from 12 exons. NCBI's taxonomy places the organism in Eukaryota, Metazoa, Chordata, Actinopteri, Acipenseriformes, Acipenseridae. The record is from RefSeq and is a predicted model, not a curated record. Gene Ontology annotation, molecular function: selenium binding.
GGCUCCAGAAUAACGUUCUCGUCAGACCCCGCCCUUCAGAUAACCCUUAUAAACACAGUCCGGACAGAUGAACUUCACUGUUUACUGAAGCACUAACUCAGCGCGGAGAGGUUACUGUCUGCCAAGCGGAGUUUGACGCGAAUCCCGGUUCAGAAAGUUACAGACCCGCCGGAGACGUGGUUCAAGACUGACACAGAGACGCGGACACCUCAGAAAUGGCAAAGUGUGAAGGAUGCGGUCCGGGGUACAGAACUCCUCUGGAUGCCAUGAAAGGUGCACAGGAGGAGAUUGUCUACGUUCCCUGUAUCUACCGGAACACCGGCAUCGAGAAACCAGACUACCUGGCGACAGUGGACGUCCUUCCUGGCUCUCUGACCUACUGCCAGGUGAUCCACCGCUUGCCGGUGCCGAACCUGCGUGACGAGCUGCACCACUCCGGCUGGAACGCCUGCAGCAGCUGCUUCGGAGACUCCUCCCGGAAACGAGACAAGCUGAUCCUGCCUGCACUCAUCUCCUCCCGGAUCUAUGUGGUGGAUGUGGGCACCGCCCCCCGAACGCCCACAAUACACAAGAUCGUGGAGCCCACAGAGUUGUUCUGGAAGUGUAACCUGGCGAACCCGCACACCUCCCACUGCCUGGCCACCGGAGAGGUGAUGAUCAGCACCAUGGGGGACCCCGCGGGGAACGGGAAAGGGGGGUUCGUCCUGCUGGAUGGGGACAGUUUUGAGGUAACAGGGUGCUGGAACCAGCCCGGUGAGGAGGCUCCCUUCGGAUACGACUUCUGGUACCAGCCACGUCACAACGUGAUGAUCAGCACUGAGUGGGGCGCCCCCAAGGCCCUGGCCAACGGGUUCAAACCAGCUGACGUGGAGGCAGGUCACUACGGGCGGCACAUUCAUGUCUGGGACUGGAGCAGUCGAACCCGGAUCCAGUCCCUGGAUCUGGGGGAGGAGGGGGCGAUCCCGCUGGAGAUCCGAUUCCUCCACAAUCCCGACGCCACGGAGGGCUUCGUGGGCUGUGCGCUCCACUCCAACGUGUUCCGCUUCUACAAAACCCAGAAGGGAGACUGGGCUGCAGAGAAGGUGAUCAGUGUCCCAAGUAAGAAGGUGGAAGGCUGGGUCCUCCCGGAGAUGCCUGGUCUCAUCACAGACAUCCUGAUCUCUCUGGACGACCGCUUCCUGUAUUUCAGUAACUGGCUGCACGGGGAUAUCCGUCAGUACGAUAUAACAGACAGCAGGAACCCCAGACUGGUGGGGCAGGUGUUCCUGGGAGGAAGCAUUCUGAAUGACAGGCCAGUCAAGGUGCUGGAAGACAAAGAGCUCCAGAGCCAGCCGGCGCCCUGUGUGGUCAAGGGUAAGAGAGUCCAGGGCGGUCCCCAGAUGAUCCAGCUGAGCCUGGAUGGGAAGCGGCUGUACGUCACCACGUCCCUCUACAGCGGCUGGGACAAGCAGUUCUACCCGGACCUCGUCAAGGAGGGCUCGGUGAUGCUGCAGAUCCACGUGGACACACAGACCGGGGGCCUGCGCCUCAAUGAGAGCUUCCUGCUGGACUUCGGGCAGGAGCCGGGCGGGCCGGCGCUGGCCCACGAGGUGCGCUAUCCGGGGGGGGACUGCAGCUCCGACAUCUGGGUGUGAAGCUUCACUGCAGCUCUCUCAUUCAUACUAUUUUUUGCAAUUUUUGUUUUUGUAAUGUUGCAUUAAUCUAUGGAUGCAUAGCAGUUUGAUCCAUUCUUGGUUUUACUGAGUUUAAUAAGACACACGAGCUUGUUACCAAGCUUGUUUUAAAACCUAGAAUGGGUGACACUGCUGUGCAACAGGACUCUUCUUUCCAUCCCUUAACCUGUGAAGUGCUGGUGGUUUCUGUGCCUUCUCUCAGGGUUGCAGUUCAGCUCCCUGAAGAAUCACGUCUCUUUAUCUCCCCCUGCUGGUGGAUCAUUUAUCUGGAGAACCGCUUAUCCGAUUGGAUGAAACUUGGUUAUUUUGAGUAGAAGUCAAGGGGCUCUAUUUUAAUGAUCUUAAUAGCGCCAGGGUCGGGUCAAUUCGUGUUUUUCAAUUCCACUUCCAAUUGAAACUGGGAUCAGUGAUGUGUUGGAAUUGAAAAGCAGGAAUUGACCCGACCCUGAAUAGCGCUGCUCUAAAUUGUAAUCGGGACUGUUCCUGAACCACGUUUCAGUGCAUCCUUAUUGUAUGUCGCUUUGUUAAUAAGUGGGUACAGAAUCACCCCUGAACGAGCAACUAGUCUACUUUUUAUAGGAAUUUAUAGAAGAGAGCUCUUAAGUAUCCCACAAGACUGACAUUCUGAGACGGCCACCUACAUUCCUUCCUGCUGGCCCUGCGUCUCUUCACUGCGAUCACUCACACGCUACGUUCCUCAAAUCAUUUAUCAUUCACAGAGACACACGAUAGCCGGUAACACGGGGGUUACUGAAGGGAGUUGCACAUGGUCUGCACGUGGGAGUUCUGCGCAGGGAUCAGUCUGCUUUACACACAGUCUGAGCAAUCAGAAGCCAAACACUGUGCUUUCAUACACUGAGCACUUCACAAAUUCACUCAUUUGUAUGUAAUGAAAUAAUAAUAAAGAUGAAGAAGUA